Xyrauchen texanus (razorback sucker) is the source of this 5121-nucleotide messenger RNA. RefSeq lists its product as uncharacterized. The record is from RefSeq and is a predicted model, not a curated record. Bases 151 to 1416 code for a protein of 421 amino acids. NCBI's taxonomy places the organism in Eukaryota, Metazoa, Chordata, Actinopteri, Cypriniformes, Catostomidae. The transcript is spliced from 9 exons.
GCAUCUGGCUAUGUUAAAACUCGACCGGACUAUCACAAGAACAGUCUGAGGACAUACCUACUCUCACAAUACCAUUCACGGCCGCUGCACUUCAAAUAGGAUUUCAACUUAAUACAAAAUAUACAACAGAUCUUCUAUACUGGUGAUAAUAUGCAGAGUUUUCAGAUCAUUCUUGUGGCUGCUAUUUGUGCAGAGUCAGUCUCUGCGGUCUACUCAUCUCGGUGGCAUUUACCUCAUGGCCGUCAGUUAACUCUGGAUCUUCCUGAAAGGACAGAGACGUUAGAGUUUACUUCUGCUGAUGAGCAAGAGCAUUCAGUUAUCUGGGAAAAGAAACUGUUUACUCUCCGGAAUAAACCUACUAAAGGCCAAGUGUUAAAAGCCAAUGAUGGCUGGACCUACAUAAUAAAACAUGUCACCUUUGAUGAUGAGGGAACCUACACCCUGCGCAAUUACUGGAGUUCAGUUGUAUCCAGCUAUACACUGAAGGUCGAUACCAAAAAAGAAAUAAUUAAUCGUGUCGCAGGUGAAACUCUCACCAUACCUUUGGAAGGACUCAAGCAGAGUGAUGCCACUCUUCGCUUUUACAGCAACUAUUCAACUGUCACGCUGGUGGAAAGCGGAGUACCUGUGGGCAGGAAGGACCCAUACUACGCCAACCGGCUUAAAGUAGGCAGCGACAAUAUCCAAGUGCUCAAAGUUAAUGUGUCAGAUUUGGGCAGGUACAAACUGACCGAUCACAAAGGCCGAUUCAUCUCAAACACUACAAUGCUACUUGUUGAUCACCAUGAGUUCACUCCUAAUAAAGGUCUUUUAGCUCUUCUGCUGCUUAGCAUUCCUACUGGCCUUUGCUUUUGCUGCAGGAAGAGAAUCUGCAAAUGCAGGAACACUAAAACAAGUAAUACACACACAGUGCAGUCCUACACCCCUAAUCCCAUACCUGAAACUAUACCUCCUAGCAACACAGUGAUUGGUCCUGCAGCUCCUGAAGGCCCUGGCCAGGGCUUUGCUCCUGUAUAUCCCCCGCUUCCAGACCAAGGUCAGAUUCAUUACCCUCCUCAACCAAUGUGGAACGGACAACCUGCUGUUCCUCACAACCCUGGCUUUAAUCCUGAGCAUGUGCCUCAGAAUCCUAUCUAUCCUCCUAAUGUUGGACCUGGAUUUCCCCCUGCUCAACCUCCACAGUACAAUGUUCCUCCCAGCCAGUAUAAUCCAUCUGCACCUGUGGGCUACACUCCAGUGAUGAAUAGCGCUCCUACUGGGCCAGAGUUGAAGAUGAAUGAAGUGUCUCCUGCUGCACCACUGCUCAUGUCUGAGUCUGCCACACCCACUGUUUCCAUCGAUGUCCUCAACUCCUCGGAUGCUGGUGUCCAGUUUAGCACUGACAAAGGAAAGCCUUCAAGCAAUAACUUCCUGUAGUCACUCCAACAACCUAUGUAAUUAAUAUUACAAACUACCUAUAAUAUUAAUAUUUCCUGACUGUAAGACCUAAAGUGCACAAGAAACAAAUCUCUUGGGAAUAUUGAUUAGAUUUAUACAAGUAUGAUUUUUUUUUUAAUCCUUUCAUAAUAUGGAAGGACAGGUCAACCAUUGUUCAUUUGUUCAACCUUUAUUUUAAUAGUAGUAUCUUAAUAUUAAUCUUUUCUCAGAACAGAUUUGUCAUUAUUGGUCAAUGUUAAAUGACUGUUUCAUGGCUAAAAAUACCACCUAUGUCUAAAUGAAGUUGUUCAUUGCCAUAAUAAUGGAAUUGUAAGACUUCAUUUAAAGGAAUAUUCCAGGUUCAAUACAAGUUAAACUCAAUCGACAGCAGUUGUGGUAUAAUGUUGAUUACCAUUCUUUUCUGUACUUCUUGGUGUCAUUUACAAGGCUACCUCUAGAUUUUUAUCAAGAUACAGCAAACUGUUCAAUCAUAAUCUUUCCAUUUGUCUUAGCUCUUAAAUCUCAUUUGCAGUCAUUUUUUUUUCAAACAUGCACUGAUCGCGUUGUUGGUGAGAAGAUAACCAUAUUUUGGCUACUUUCUUUUUUAACAUAGUCAGAUCUAGUCUCUUAAGAGUCUUAGAACUGGACAGCAACUAACUGCCAAGAAUAGACAUCUAAAGUCUUGUAACUUGUUUAAACUAAUGUAACUUGUUGAAAUUGAAAUGUAGUAUCUGUAGUUCUGUAGCUGCUUAAACAGCAUCACAUAAGCCCCAAGAAUUAGCUGAAUAUGUGAAAAUAUACGUUACAGUUCAUUUUGAAUUUAAAAACAUGAUUAUCUAUAUAUGUUAAUAUACACAAUGCAUGUUAAAGUUUAUGCAUGGAAAUAAAUGCAGAUAUGUUAGUCUACUAAUUCAGGGAUUUUUUCAGCUACCACAAACAGCCUGCCUGUAGUUAUAUUUGCCAAGGGCACUUACAGGGAUGUUAGGUGGCCUUGAUGGUAAAGCGUAAUAACAAAUGCUGCAAACAACAGGGCAUUUAUAAUUGAAGCCCAACUAUGUAUGUGUGCAAAUUUUCCGUUCUAUUUAAAUAUGUAGUGGCAGAUAGUGGCAACAUUUUGACAUCUAUAGAGUUGGCAUUUACUGGCAUAUUGAUGCCUCACAUUAUAACUUAGGGCAUUUUCCAAACACUCGAAGGGUCGUUCCAAAUUAAAGAAAAUAAUAUUUGUCACUAGACUGUUAGCGAAAAAUACAUACACACAGUAAUGCCAUUCUUCCUUAAGAGUGCCUACAUCAAGAGUUCUGUCAUUCGGAGUGAUCAGGGCAAAGGGAUGCUAACUUUCUAUUGGAAUUUGCCUUUAGCUUGAUAUCAAAUCAGAUGUGGAAACAUUAAAAAUACUAAAACAGUAGAAUACAAUUUUUAAAUAUUUAUAUUCAUCCCAUGCACUGUAACAGAAAUAUCUCUUGCAUAUGUAUUUCUGUGUGCACUGUAAAUUUCUCUUGUAGAUUCUUAUUACACAUUCUUUUUAUAUGUAUAUUUUGUUUAUGGCAUCAGUGGUCAGCUGCCAUUCUCUUCUUAUAUGUCAUAUGUGUUGUAUGAAACUAUAGUUACUUCUGUUUGUUACAGUUGGAUUGUAUGAAUGAAGAAUGACAAAAAUAUGACUUGGUAUCUAAAUGAAAAUUCAUGUCAUUUAUGUGUAAGGUCUACACACAGCCAUAAAAAUUUAAAAUGUUUAAACACAUUUUAUGCUAUUCUGAUGCUGUCGAAAGCAUGUUUGAGCAAAGUAUUAAGUGACAGAAAACUGAUCAAAUUGACUUUUUUUUUUUCAUCUUAACAGCUGCAGUAGGCCCCAAAUUAAACUAAUGUUCUAAUUCUGUCAUAAGUCAUUUGAGAAUGACUCAACUCUUCAGCUAAUGAUCAAAACUUCAUAUACAUGCUGUGGGACAUUAAUCUUGUAACUAACAGUAGAAAAUAUUAAAGCAGUUUUUACAGAGUCGGACCUUGCCCAGAAUUUAAUACGGUUUCCUGCUAAACCAAUCAUUUUGCUAGAAUCACCUAUUGGCAUGUAAACGACCAAUCAAUUUAUUAUGUGCCAUCACGUCACCACAUAAUAAACUCCGUGCUGGGCGGAUUACAAGUAAUCUGUGAAUCCACAAGUAAUCCAUGAUGCUGAUAGAGGUCUAGGACCUCCAUCAAUGACAGACUCAUAUAUGUUUGAGUUUAACAGGCAUUCAAGAAAUAUGUUGAAUUACACUUAAAUUCUUUAAAAAAACGUAAACUAUUUGAAUACUCUUUUAUGGUAUACUACUUGUAAGAUUGUAUACGGUGUCUUGUUUUUUUUUUCCUUUCUGUUAUUUGUUGCAAAUUGUUUGUUUGCAUUGCAAAAAUCACGAGUUUAAACUGUACAGUGUGGGUUAAUUGUUGUUUUACAUUGAAAUGCAUCAUUUUAUUUCAUAAAAAUAAGAAUGGAUCUUGAAUUUAUUGUUAAAAGGUGCACUCAGUAGUUUUUCCCCAUUAAAAAAAGUUUACUCCUAAAGACAUUAAUUGUAAUUUUAUAAAACAUAUGAAUAAAAUCACGAGCACGCACAUGAGAUGAGGACUCUAGUGAUAUCAGUAACUUUAUAAAAGCUGUUAAAUUCAACAUGGGGCAGGAUAUUUAGAUGUAAUCCUAGAAAAUUUUCUUUUUAAGAAUGUGCUUUUUAUCUGUACUGUGUUAUUUAAUAAAUGGGAGGUCCAUUUAAAUAAGAAAUAGAAUGCACCGAUUUCAUCAUGAGCAGGAUUAACUAAAUUAAAAAAAAGAAAUUAGUUUGAAAGGGCGUGUGUUGUGCCUGGCUGGGGCCUACCCCACUUCGCGCACAGUAACGCUGUAUUUCCGCUAGAUGGCAGUAAAAACCCGGAAAAUUCGUUCAAAGGCUUCACCCUGUUCACUGAGUGGACAAAUCUCGUUGUUUUACCUGUAGAUGGCACCAUAGACAGAAAUUAAACUCAAUGGCUUCCAAACCUCAUUUUAAACGUCUUUGCCAAAUGGCCACAGAUAUAUUGGUGUUUCUACACAACUCGUGUCAUUUAACACGUUGAUAUGUCAUUUUCUUGUUCUGCUUGAAUGUAAAAUCAGUAUGAGUAGAAUUUUACACUACCGUAUGAGCUACUCACGAAAUAAUGAAAUUUAAAAAAAAAAUAUAUUUGUCAUUUAAACGAUAUUGUACAAAUUCCCAAAUGUGUGUUUAAAAUGGAUGAUUCAUUUUUUUAUUAUAGAUUUUAAACCCAACCUGAUCUGCAGUACUGUGUAAAAUUGUUAGGCACAUAAGAUGUUUCACAAAAACAUUUGUCUUAAGAUAGUUAUUUACAUAUUCAGCUUUAAUGUGUAAAAAAUUUAAAUGUUAGACUCCCAAACAUUACUUUUGCAAAUAGAAAAGAUUAGAAGAACAGGGAGCCCUGCAAUAGAUGUCAUGUCUCCCACAAAACACACACUGAACAUUGUGUCAGUCUGAGAUUACAUAGAGACAGAAGCAAUUGUUACUAAAUAAGAUGAAUUUGAUAAAGAAAGAAGCUUGGAACAUCCUAUCUGCCAAUAACCAAGAAAAACUGUGUCCUUGUGUACCUAGGAGAAUUUGUUUGUGAAUUUGUGUGCUGUUUUAAAGGCAAAGGUGGUCACACCGAAUAUUGAUUUAGCUUUUUUAUGUUUAAUGGACUUUGUAUGAUAUUAGG